AUGAAUGGUCGGAUGGCUGGAUGGACAGAAGGAUGGCUGGAAGGACAGACGGACGGAAGGAUGGAUGGUCGGAUGGUCGGACGUCUGGAAGGACAGACGGACGGACGAGUGCCGGCCCGCUGGCCGGGGGCACGCAGAGGCCGGCCGGCGGCGGCGGCAGCGGGGCCGCGCUCGGCACCUUCUCACCGAGUCUCUCUCUCUUCUUUUUUGUUUUCUUUCUUUUUUCUCUUUUUUUUUUGUGUGCUUUUCCUUCCUUCCUGCAAUUUCUUUUUCUCCACGCUAAAAUCACCCGGCCCCAUCCCUCGAUGCGGCGAGCUGGUGCUGCCGGCGUCCCCGGCGGGCGCCGUGGCGUCCCCCCCGUCCCCUCCGCCGCCGCCCCCCCGGCGCUCCGCGGGCCCCCCCGCGUCCUCAUCUUCCUCCUCCUCAUCCUCCUCGGUCGGGGGGGGCGGCUGCGGCCCCGACUGCGAGGAGCCGUCGGGCUUCGCCUCGGGCGAGGCGGCCGACGCCAACGCGCCGCCGGCCGACGACGAGGACUUCGGUGGCCACCACGGGGCCAAGGCCACCGCCGGGGUCACCGCCGGGGUCACCGCCGGGGUCACGGUCACCGCGGCCGGGCCCUUGCCGGGCUUGGUCCCGGCGGGCGAGCGGCACCCGCGGGAAGGCGGCGGCGGCGGCGGCGGCGUGGUGGCGGUGGCGGGGAGGGCGCGGGUGACGGUGGCCCCCGUCACCCGCGGUCCCGGUGUCCCCACAGCGGCCGCGCCGGGGGCCGUGGAGGUGGUGGUGCGCGAGGCCGGCGGCACCACGGGCAUGGUGGUGGGCAUCGUGGCGGCCGCGGCGCUCUGCAUCCUCAUCCUCCUCUACGCCAUGUACAAGUACCGCAACCGGGACGAAGGCUCCUACCAGGUGGACCAGAGCCGCCGUUACAUCGGGGCGGCCCCCCCCCAGGGAGGGGGAGCCCCCGCCGGAGGAGACCCCCUGGCGGGCGGGGGGGGGGGGGCAAGGAGAAGGCGGCCGCCGGGCC
Messenger RNA from Oxyura jamaicensis (ruddy duck), 1021 nucleotides. RefSeq names its product neurexin-2-beta-like. NCBI's taxonomy places the organism in Eukaryota, Metazoa, Chordata, Aves, Anseriformes, Anatidae. The transcript is spliced from 4 exons. The annotation marks the transcript as partial. The record is from RefSeq and is a predicted model, not a curated record.